Molecule: messenger RNA, 557 nt
Organism: Nelumbo nucifera (sacred lotus)
Lineage: Eukaryota; Viridiplantae; Streptophyta; Magnoliopsida; Proteales; Nelumbonaceae
Source: RefSeq, a predicted model, not a curated record
UAAUUCUGCAUGCACUACAUGUAAACAAUGAGGAGGCAAAAAUGUUACUGAAGCCCGACAAAACUAUUAUCACUGAACCACACCAUAUCUAGCCUUCUCUCACAGAUGAUCAAUGGAUGAAGGUUGAGGUUGCAUUGAGAGAUCUUAUACAAUCAGAUUAUGCCAAGAAGAAUAAUGUGAUUACUUCAGCUCUUACCCAAUCUGAGAUUCGUGACAUAAUACUAGGAGCUGAGAACAGAGGCAACAGACAGCAGAGAUUGAGAAGCAGGCAAAAGAAGCAAGCCAGCUUACAGCUGUCACAACAAGGACAACAAAUGUGCAUGGUGAUGAACUUAUUGUCACCACCACAAGUCCAUAUGAGCAACAGGCUUUUGGGUCCAAAAAUGAUUGGCGUGUGAGAGCAAACUCAGCCACAAAUCUUUAUCUCCGAGUCAAUCAUAUUUAUGUGAAUUCGGAGGACAUCAAGGAAACGGGAUACGCAUACAUCAUGCCAAAAAAUAUCUUGAAGAAGUUUAUCUGUAUAGCAGAUUUGCGUACUCAAAUUGCAGGGUACCUAU